Caenorhabditis remanei is the source of this 1326-nucleotide messenger RNA. RefSeq lists its product as uncharacterized. Gene Ontology annotation, cellular component: cytoplasm; microtubule. Gene Ontology annotation, biological process: microtubule cytoskeleton organization; mitotic cell cycle. The coding region runs from base 1 to 1326 and encodes 441 amino acids. The record is from RefSeq and is a predicted model, not a curated record. Gene Ontology annotation, molecular function: GTP binding; structural constituent of cytoskeleton; GTPase activity. Lineage: Eukaryota; Metazoa; Nematoda; Chromadorea; Rhabditida; Rhabditidae. The transcript has 5 exons.
AUGCGUGAGAUUGUUCACAUUCAAGCCGGCCAAUGUGGUAAUCAAAUUGGAUCGAAGUUCUGGGAAGUAAUAUCUGACGAGCAUGGCAUUGACCCAACCGGACAAUAUGUUGGAGACUCUGAUCUUCAACUCGAGAGAAUCAACGUCUACUACAACGAAGCUGGAGGCAACAAAUAUGUUCCAAGAGCUGUCCUAGUAGAUUUGGAGCCUGGAACCAUGGACUCCGUGCGUUCCGGACCAUUCGGUCAACUUUUCCGUCCAGAUAACUUUGUUUUCGGACAAAGUGGAGCAGGAAACAACUGGGCUAAGGGACAUUACACUGAAGGAGCUGAACUAGUUGACAAUGUGUUGGAUGUUGUGAGAAAAGAGGCUGAGAGCACUGACUGUCUUCAAGGAUUCCAACUGACUCAUUCACUUGGAGGAGGUACCGGAUCUGGAAUGGGAACCCUCCUCAUCUCCAAAAUCCGUGAAGAAUAUCCUGAUAGAAUCAUGAACACCUUCUCUGUUGUUCCUAGUCCAAAAGUGUCAGAUACGGUCGUCGAACCAUAUAACGCGACCCUCUCCGUCCACCAGCUUGUCGAGAACACAGACGAGACAUUCUGCAUUGACAACGAGGCAUUGUACGACAUCUGCUUCCGCACUCUGAAACUAACUACCCCAACAUACGGAGACCUCAACCAUCUGGUCAGUGCCACAAUGAGUGGUGUCACCACUUGCCUUCGUUUCCCCGGUCAACUCAAUGCGGAUCUCCGUAAGUUGGCAGUCAACAUGGUUCCAUUCCCUCGUCUUCAUUUCUUCAUGCCUGGAUUUGCUCCGUUGACCAGCAGAAGUAACCAACAGUACCGCGCGAUCACUGUUCCGGAACUCACCCAACAAUGUUUCGAUGCUAAGAACAUGAUGGCCGCCUGUGAUCCAAGACAUGGACGUUAUUUGACCGCCGCCGCUAUCUUCCGUGGAAGAAUGAGCAUGAAGGAGGUUGAUGAACAAAUGCUCAAUAUCCAGAACAAGAACUCCUCCUAUUUCGUUGACUGGAUCCCGAACAAUGUCAAGACCGCAGUCUGUGACAUUCCACCAAGAGGACUCAAGAUGUCUGCCACCUUCAUCGGAAACUCAACUGCCAUCCAAGAGUUGUUCAAGAGAAUCAGCGAGCAGUUCACUGCCAUGUUCCGCCGUAAGGCCUUCCUUCAUUGGUACACUGGUGAAGGUAUGGAUGAGAUGGAGUUCACUGAGGCUGAAAGCAACAUGAACGACUUGGUAUCCGAGUACCAGCAAUACCAGGAGGCUGCCGCCGAUGAGGAUGCCGCCGAAGCUUUCGAUGGAGAGUAA